AUGGCGAGCCACAGAGAAAAACUACCUAAUUUAAAAAUAUGUCUCGAUAAUACUGAGGAGAAUAAUGACAUUGACGAAGAAUUGUCCAUCGACGAUAGCAUUAGUGAUGAAGAGGAUGUCGUCGUUCAGCCAAAAAUAGUAGCAGAUGAUAAAACGGAAAACGUCGAGUUUAAUGUAAAACUGACAGGGAUCCAGUCUGAAGUCAAACAGAAGUCUAAAUUUAAACCUGAGUUUCCCAAGAAGUAUGAGAAUAAAACUGGUAACUUCGUCACUGGGAUUGACAUCACUUCAAAGGAAGCUCAGGAGAAGAAGAAAGAGCGAGCCCAGAGGUUUGGUCUUCCCGUGACCAAUGAAGAGGAAGCGAAGAUCAACUUGACGGCACUCUAUACAAGCCUUGGUAUAAAAGAGGGUGAUCUCCACAAAGAUGAGAGGGGAAUUCGACUGGAAGCGAUACACCUGCGGGGCACUGACAACAUGAGUACCCAGGAUGUGUUCAAGUACUUCGGCGACUUCGCACCUGGAGCUGUGGAGUGGAUUGACGAUUCAUCAUGUAAUGUUGUCUGGCUGGACACAGUGACAGCAGCCCGGGCCAUGAUGAAGCUGAGUUACGGUGACGAGACUGCCAACAGCCAGUUGGAGGACCGCAGAAAGUCCAGGAAACACAAAUCUUCACCACUCAGUACAGAAGAGCAUAAACCAGAUGAUGUUGAAAUGGAGGAUGCUACUACCACACCAAAACCAGGAGUCUUACCAAAAGACGUCGACACUGAAACUAAACCAGACGAACCAAAGACUGUGACCGAAGACCAGCAGAUGGAAGUGGAUGAGGAGGAUGAUGAACUGGAUCUCUGUGCCGAUGAUGAACCAAAACCGAAACCAAAAGAGACCACUGAGCCAGUCGUCACGCAGGAGGGACAGAACCUGCCUCCUGAUGACUCGGAACCAAAAGACGAGCGCUCGCACAUCAAGAAAAACCAGACAGCGGACGAUGACAGUGACAGUGGGGUGGAGGAUAAUCCGUCUGACAGAGAUGAUGAGUCGGAUGAUUGUUCAGAUCACGAUGAUUCUUCAUACAAGAAAACUCAGAAUGAUGUCAAAAGCAAAACUGAUGAUUCAGCGACGAAGAACAGUGAUGGAGAGGAUAAUGGUUCUAGAACAAACAGGUCAAUAUCCUGGCCUCCAGGGAGGUGGCGACUUGGUAUUGAAUGCCAAAAGGCCAGGUUUCUUUUUAUGCGAUUUGCAACAAAAGCCGACAAGAAAAUUCCUGGAGCUGAAAAGAAAAGCAAAUACUAUCAAAAGUAUGGGAAUCCGAACUAUGGUGGUAUGAAAGGCCUUAUUAGUGGGACAAGAAAACGAAAGUACCGAUACAGCAGAUACAGAGAUGAAAUUGACGAAGCCCAUGACGCUGUUGUCUCUCACCGGUUGUCAAAGAAGAACAAUGAUGAUGUUGUCAAAGCUGAUGAUGCUGCUGAUGAUGAGCCAGAGGAAGGAGAGAUUGUAGACAGCGGUGAUGAACAGGAGGCUGCUGUUAGUACAAAGAUUAGUCCACUUAACCGCAGUGCCGAUGACGUUAAAGAGAAAGAUGAAGAUGAUGAGCUGGACAUGGAUGCAGAACUAGAACAACUUCUUGGAUCUCCACCCAAGAAAAGAACAAUGAGGAUGUAUGCUGAUGAUGAGGAAGAACAGCUCAAGGCAAAGAGAAUUGCCAGAUCAGGUGUUUUCACCAUCACAGCCGACAUUCAGGAUUCCAAGUCAAGCAAGCAAAGGUUUGGCAAAAUAAAAGAUGCCCGUGAACUCAUCAAACAAGCUGCUUCAAGACCGAAAUUCAUCAGUGACUCCAACCACCUUGGUUCCAACGACUUGCGUGCCAGACUUCUCAACAAAAGGAAAAACCGUGUUAACUACCAUUCAGAGUCUGACGACGAUGAUGACAAUGGUGAUGAUAUCAGUAGAACUGAUCUUCGGUCAAGGUUGACAGUUACUCGGACGCGAGAUGUAGAAAGUCCAGGCAGCAGUUAUUCUUUUUCUGCAGCUAAGCACACUACUAAGUCCACCUGGAGUGAAUUGUCGCGUGGCGACCCGGGCCGAAAUGGACGGGCUGAUGAGAGCGGGGGACGAACACUCGUCAAGUAUGAGUCGGAUUCCGAUGAUGAUCUGAGACUUGGUGCCGUUGUCAGGACAACCAGUGACAAUUCAGAGUCUUCGUCCAACGAACAGGAUAGCAGGACAAAGAAAUCGAGGACUAGGUCGUCCGAUAGUUCAGAGGAAAACAAUAUGAGUGAAAGUGAAAGUAGCAGUGAUGACAACAGCCGUGUCAGAAACAGCGAUCUCAGAUCUAGACUUGGAAGUAGGAGAAAACCAAAUUCAGAUUAUCCGUCAAUGAGGAUAGAAGUUCUGGAUUAAGUGAAAAUGGAAAAUUCUAAUUGAGGAUUAAGUAAAAAUGGAUCAUACUGGUUGGUGGGGGGGGGGGGGGGGGGGGGGGGGGGGGGAAUGAAGAACAUUUUUAAUCCAGGGUGAGGAUCAAUGGAAAUAGCAAUCCAAGAUAUCAGUAAAACAACUGAAUAAAUAUACAUGCCAAGCAAAAAAACCAGUUGUAAAAAUUAUUAUAGUUAUUUGAAAUAACCAUUUCUUAAAAAUAAAAACAAAUAAAUUGAAAUGAAAAUUUAUGGGUACUGUACAAUAUUAUCAACUUUUACAAUGAUUUCACUUUUAAAUUACACCAUACUUAAAUGUUUCAGAUUAAAAUGUCAGUUUUUCUGUCUUCAUGUUUCUGUAGCUCCAAAUUUAUUUGAUGCCAAAAUGUCCUCAUAAGCAGGAAACAUUUUCAUUGUGUGUAUUUGUAUGGUGUGUGUUGUCACUCUGUAUGUUUGUCCAAUAAAUAAAACAUUCCUCUCUU
Molecule: messenger RNA, 2896 nt
Organism: Gigantopelta aegis
Lineage: Eukaryota; Metazoa; Mollusca; Gastropoda; Neomphalida; Peltospiridae
Product: nuclear cap-binding protein subunit 3-like
Exons: 12
Coding region: 1-2403 (800 amino acids)
Cellular component (GO): cytosol; nucleus
Molecular function (GO): mRNA binding; RNA 7-methylguanosine cap binding
Source: RefSeq, a predicted model, not a curated record